Procambarus clarkii (red swamp crayfish) is the source of this 1408-nucleotide messenger RNA. RefSeq lists its product as uncharacterized. Gene Ontology annotation, molecular function: toxin activity. The record is from RefSeq and is a predicted model, not a curated record. NCBI's taxonomy places the organism in Eukaryota, Metazoa, Arthropoda, Malacostraca, Decapoda, Cambaridae.
CCGUCACCAUCUACCACAAUCGCAGCCAAUCAGGGCUCACCAGAGUGCACCAAUCAACAAAGAGUGCCGUAUGAAGCAGCCAAGAGUGCCACCUGCUAACCACCCACUCAGGCACUUCCAUCCCUAGCACCCGAGUCGUCUAUUGAGCCUCUGCGCUAAGGAAGAUGCGGGUUACAGUGGUGAGUACAGUGGUGGUGGUGCUGCUGGCGGCCAUGGCGGCUACAGUUCCUCUUAACAACAGCCCUGGUCAGGACAUUGACGGUAGCAAGACAACCAUCGCCUUGGCCAUCGCCUAUCAACUUAUUGGCCUCAUCCCCAAUGAGACGGUUCAGGACCUGAUCUACACGAUCAUCGACGCCUUGACCAAAGAGGACUUCGACUACUGGGGACAGGUCAAAGAUGAGGUCAUGGCUCUGGUCGGACAGUACAUCAAUGAGCACAAUAUGCACGAAGUCGAGGUAUAUCAGAGUGACCUGGUCACGCUGAUGGACAGGUACAACCAGGCGCCCGUACAGAGCGACACCUAUCCGGAUAAGAACCAGCAAGCUGCCGCCCUCUCCACCUCCAUUGUCACCCACCGGUACCUGGUGGAGGCGGCUGAGUUGCCCCAGUCAAUGAUCCUCCACUUCGAGGACAUCUCCUCCAUCCACGUCGUCGUGCUCAAGGACGUGGCAGAAACGUACUCAGUAGAGGGCCAGUCUCCCUCCCGCUGGUGGGUGGAUCUGGAUGAGCAACUGGACCAUUACAUAGACUACGGGAAGAAACUAGAGGUGGAGCUGCGGAGCUGGCGCCUGGGGAUGGUCACCUGCGAGAAGGACUAUGCUGAUGGGUCGUGCACCAACUGGGAGUGGAUUGGUACCGAGUGUUACGAUGUCUUCACUGCCACAGACCUGGUGACGGGACAGACGUCCUCCUGCGAGCAGUUACACGGUACCACUGACUGUGAGGACCACUGUCAACUCUAUACCAUGCACAAGGAGCAAGAGGUUGAGGUCUUCAUGACCGCCAAGGUCACUGAUGUCAUGCACUCAUGGGAGCUACUCAAGAACGUCUCCUCCGUGUAUGCUGGGAUGGCUUCAAGGUUCUACGAUCCAAUAGGGAGACACUAAGCGACCCAGCUGAUCCAUUGCUCACGAUGUCCAUGACGUAUUUGAUGUUGACGUCACUAUACCGUGGCUGAUGGUGACGUGGCCGGAACGUCAUUCUUUCGACGUAGAUGGAGACGUCAGUAUUUCAAUGUUUAUAAUGACAUUUGCUAACGUCACUUUUCCAACGUUGGUAAUGACGUCACUUUUCAAACUUUGAUGACGUCACCAUAUAUAUGAACGUUCAGGAUUACGUCACAAAUUCAGAAGCCGAGAACGUAACCUUAUGUGGUGUUUGGAAUUAAUUAAUUAUAUACAUGAAA